AACUUAUGUUGGAAAAAGCACAAACAAGUGUAGUUCCAAUAUGGGAACACCAUCAAAGUUGGGGCAAUGUCCCCUUCUUGUUUAUGCUUUUGCAUUUUGCUUGAUAGCCACUGGCGUAGCGGCUGAUUAUGAGCCUCACAUUCAUGAUUCAUCAUCUUUGUCACACCGUUAUAAGUCCCGAAUGCCUCCGCCACCUUCUCCGCCACGUCCUUACUAUUAUAAAUCACCUCGAUAUCGAAUCCGUGUACCUUAUCCAUAUUACUACAAAUCUCCACGACAACCAAUCCGUUAUCCUUAUCCAUAUCAUUACAAAUCUCCGCCACCGCCUCCUCCAUCUCCUCGAAAACCUUAUCAUCGUAAAUCACCACCACCACCACCACCAAUUCGUUCUCCUCGUCCAUAUUAUUACAAAUCUCCACCACCGCCUUCUCCAUCUCCUCGGACACCUUAUUACCGUAAAUCACCACCACCACCACCAAUUCGUUCUCCUCGUCCCUAUUAUUACAAAUCUCCACCACCACCUUCUCCAUCUCCUCGAACACCUUAUUACCGUAAAUCACCACCACCACCGCCACCAAUUCGUUCUCCUCAUCCAUAUUAUUAUAAAUCUCCACCACCGCCUUCUCCAUCUCCCCCGCCACCUUAUUUCCCUAAAUCACCACCACCACCACCACCAAUCCAUUCUCCUCAUCCAUAUAAGUCUCCACCACCACCUUCUCCAUCUCCACCUCCACCUUAUUACACUACAUCACCACCACUACCAAUCAUUUCUCCUCCACCGCCAUAUUAUCACAAAUCUCCACCACCGCCUUCUCCAUCUGCACCGCCUCCAUCUCCAUCUUCAUUGCCGUCACCUUCGAUUACACCUAUCGCUGAACCAUUUCCAUCUCCGAUGGUGCCACCACCAUUGACUACACCUAUUUCUGAACCAUCUCCAUCUCCAUCUCCAUCUCCAUCUCCAUCCCUGCUAGCACCGUCGAUUACACCUAUCGCUGAACCAUUCCCAUCUCCAUUUCCGCUAGCACCAUCGACAACCCCUAUUGUUGAACCCUUUCCAUCUCCAUUGCCGCCAAUUGCUGAACCAUUUCCGUCACUAUCGCCUUCACCAUCACCAAUUACACCUAUCGCUGAACCAUUCCCAUCUCCAUUUUCGCUAGCACCAUCGACAACCCCUAUUGUUGAACCCUUUCCAUCUCCAUUGCCACCAAUUGCUGAACCAUUUCCAUCGCUAUCGCCUCCACAAUCACCAAUUACACCUACCGCUCAACCAUUUCCAUCUUUAUCUCCUCCUUCACCAUUAAUUGCACCUACUGAUGAACCAUUUCCAUCUCCAUUGCCGCCUGCAUCUCCUCCUUUGUCUCUACCUAUUUCUCCAUCUCCACCACCUCCAAUAAAGACCCCCCUUCCUCCAUUGGUGUCUCCACCUCCACCAUGCUACACUAAAUAUCCUCCCCCACCAUCUUUGUUCCAUCUUCCACUACCACUUCCCUUUAAUCGACCUCCACUUCCACCAUCUAAUUGUAUGCCUCCCCCACCAUCUCCACUAUGUAAUAAUAAAUCUCCACCCCCACCAUCUUUUUUCCAUAUUUCUCUACCUUUUCCCUUUAGUCGACCUCCACCUCCAUCAUCGAAUUGUAUCUCUCCUCCACCACCAUAUCCAUUAAAGUCUCCACCUCCACCUCCACCUCCACCACCUCCUUCUCCAUCUCCCCCACCUCCAAUAAAGCCUCCGCCUCCUCCUUCAAAGUCUCCACCUCCACCACCACCUUCUCCAUCUCCCCCACCUCCAAUAAAGCCUCCGCCUCCUCCUUCAAAGUUUCCAUCUCCCCCACCUCCAAUAAAACAUCCGCCUCCUCCAUCAAAGUCUUCACCUCCACCACCUUCUUCAUCUCUUCCACCUCUAAUAAAGUCUCCGCCCCCACCAUCAAUAUCUCCACCUCGACCACCUUCGGUAAAUUCCCCACCUCCCCCAUCAAAGUCUCCACCUCCACCUCUCGUAAAGUCCCCGCCUCCACCAAAGUCUUUACCUCUUUCACCACAGCCACCUUCUCCAUCUCCCCCACCUCCGAUAAAGCUUCUGCCUCCCCCACCCCCACCUUUAGUAAAGUCUCCACCUCCUCCACCUUCGAUAAAGUCUCCACCUCCUCCAUUUUCAAUAGUUCUUCCACCAUUGCCACGAAUACCUCUUCCACGCCUACCCCCAUUGCUACAAAUACCUCUUCCACGCCCACGUAUGCCUUUUCAUCAAGCACCCUAGAGCCACAACUCGCCUCCACUACUAUUGAAAUUUCAUGGUUAUCAAUAUACAUCCUCCUCCUCCGUCACAUAAAAAAAAGUUUAAGUUACAAUAAUUGCAUGAUAUUGCAUUUUAUCUCAUUCGAAAUGUGUAAUCAAUUAGUGUUUCUCUUUUGAGAGAUUUGCUUAUUGAUAUUGUAAUGAUUUUUGUUUUCUAAUUUAGUGUAUAAAUAAAAAUGAUUCGAAUGAGAUUCGGCUUCGACUGUAUUGGUGUUAAAUAAAAAUGAUUCGAAUGAAAUUCGACUUCAACUGUA
Messenger RNA from Capsicum annuum, 2549 nucleotides. RefSeq names its product proline-rich extensin-like protein EPR1. The transcript has a single exon. Bases 41 to 2257 code for a protein of 738 amino acids. NCBI's taxonomy places the organism in Eukaryota, Viridiplantae, Streptophyta, Magnoliopsida, Solanales, Solanaceae. The record is from RefSeq and is a predicted model, not a curated record.